Molecule: messenger RNA, 717 nt
Organism: Phaeoacremonium minimum UCRPA7
Lineage: Eukaryota; Fungi; Ascomycota; Sordariomycetes; Togniniales; Togniniaceae
Product: putative ulp1 protease family protein
Exons: 4
Coding region: 1-717 (238 amino acids)
Biological process (GO): proteolysis
Molecular function (GO): cysteine-type peptidase activity; deNEDDylase activity
Source: RefSeq, a predicted model, not a curated record
AUGGCAGCCUUACUAACUGCGACGCGCGCGCUAGACUAUGACGUCCUGUUGACGAACGAGGACAUCAAGUCACUCAAGCAUGACUGGCUCACUGAUAACAACAUAGCCUUCUGGGAAGAGUGGCUGGAGCGCGAGAUCCUCCCCAAGUAUCCGCAAGCUCGAAUUGUCCUCCUUCGACCGUCCAUGACCUUCCUCCUCAUGAAGGAGCCCGACCUCAAGUCUGUCAAAGAGGCCCUUCCCGACUUCUCCAAAGUCACCCACAUCUUCCUCCCUGUCAACGACGCGCGUAGUUUGACACAAGCCGAGACCGGGUCUCAUUGGUCACUGCUUCUCGUUUCCGUUAUUGACGGUGUUGCAUUCCACUAUGACUCCCUUGGCGGCGCCAACUAUAGCGAGGGCCGCAUGGCUGCUGACAAGCUGUCUCAGAUCCUGCAGAGACCUCUCCGAUAUCAGAAUAUCGAGGACUGUCCGCAGCAGGAGAAUGGAAGCGAUUGCGGCGUGUUCGUGUGCAUCCUCAUGCGCCAUCUCCUUGUGAAGCGCCUGCUCAAUGCCAACGCCCGAGAGAAGGUAUCCAUGAGCAUGGCCAACAAGAUGAUCGACUCGUACGGUGGAAGAAAGGAGAUGUUAAAGAUUAUCGAGACCCUACGCAAGGAAGGCGAGCGAAGACGCAGCGCCUCCCCCUACGCUAAGAGCUCAACCCCGCCUCGCAUCGAGUAG